Molecule: messenger RNA, 11602 nt
Organism: Falco peregrinus (peregrine falcon)
Lineage: Eukaryota; Metazoa; Chordata; Aves; Falconiformes; Falconidae
Gene: NAALADL2
Product: N-acetylated alpha-linked acidic dipeptidase like 2
Exons: 16
Coding region: 353-2686 (777 amino acids)
Source: RefSeq, a predicted model, not a curated record
GGUGGUGCGGCACCGGAGCGGCCGGGCCCCGCCGGCAGAGCGCCGGACUCCCGGGACCGGCCCCCCCCGCACCCCGCGGGCGGCAGCCCAGCCCCUCGGGUUGCGGGGCGCUUGUGGAGCCCGGCUGUCAGCUCGCCCUCACGCCGGUGGUGGUGGGGAACUUUGUCCUACCGAGGCGGUUUUGUGGGUGUUUUGCCCAAAGAUCUCUUGGGUGGACAUUGGAAAUAACUUUGGAUGGUUCUGGGGUUCUUUCUGUUAACCCGGGAGAAUUAACGUAGAGGCCAGAUUGAAAACAUGUCUUCGUGAAAAAUAUUCUACAAAACUGAUACCGUCUUGGCUUUAAGAUAAAAAUAUGGCCUAUCAGAAAGUGAAUGCAGACCAGAGAGCACAGGGGCACUCACCGUACCUUGACAAUGAUGAGCUCCAAGCUACAGCACUGGAAUUGGAAUGGGACAUGGAAAAAGAGCUGGAGGAGCCUGGCUUUGACCAUUUCCGACUGGAUGGUGCAGUCCAGCAUCACUUGGGAAACUCACAGAGCCCUGACCUGGAUCUUGAGCCUAUCCAGCCUUCGUCUUCUCCAAAGGGAAGAUUCCAGCGGCUUCAGGAAGACCCAGACUAUGUCUCACACUAUACGAGACAGGCACCAAAGAGCAACCGCUGCAGUUUUUUUCAGAUACUGAAAGUAUUUUGCACUGCUUUGAUUUUAUUUAUUUUUGGAAUUGUGAUGGGAUAUUAUGCACUCAAGAAAUGCCCUUCUCCCCUAACAUCUCAAGAAAGAAAUAACCCUCAUGUCUACCAUGAAAUUCUCAAGGAGAUCAAAGCUGAAAAUAUUAAACAGAUUUACAGAGAUUUGUUACAGUUCCCAGGAGAAGAUGAUGUAGACGUUGCAAUGAAAAUUCUGGUUCAGUGGAGUUCCCAAGGCCUUGAAGAUGCCCGGCUGGUAAAUUACUCUGUUUUGCUUGACCUACCAGGCUCUUCUUCAAACACAGUAACUCUGAAAAACAGCGGUGAAUGCUUUUAUCCUAGUGGACAACAGUGCAACAGAGAGACCAAAACGCUUCAUAACCAAGACCUCCUGUACUCGUAUGCAGCUUACUCUGCUAGAGGAACUCUUGAGGCAGAACUUGUUGAUAUACAGUAUGGGACCACGGAAGACCUGAUUCGGAUUCAAGCUAUUACAAACGUGACCAAAAAAAUUGCACUUUUGAAGCUAGGACAAUCGCCUUUGCUUUAUAAGCUUUCUCUGUUAGAAGAUGCAGGAUUUGGUGGUGUUCUUCUUUACAUCGAUCCUUGUGACUUACCAAAGACUACAGAUCUUGAUGAUAAAGCUUUUAUGGUUUCCUUGAAUAGUGGAGGAGAUCCAUCAACACCUGGUUAUGCCAGCAUUGAUGGAAGCUACAGACAAAAUCGACUAAACCUCACAACACUGUUAGUACAACCAAUUUCUGCAGUGCUUGCCAAAAAACUCGUUUCCUUACCUGAGGACACUGCCCAAAAAGAUAGUUGUAUACCCCUCCAGCUGCCAGCAACAGGCAAAAAAGUAAUCAGUUUGAAUAUUCAGUCAGUCUCAACUUACAAGACAAUAUCUAACGUUAUUGGAUAUUUAAAAGGAACAGUAUUUCCAGACAGAUACAUCAUCAUUGGUAGUCAUCACAACAGUCUGAAUACUUACGGUGGACAAGAAUGGGCGAGUAGCACUGCUAUCAUCACAGCAUUUAUACAAGCCUUGAUGCUGAAAGUUAAGAGAGGCUGGAGACCUGACCGGACCAUUGUUUUCUGCUCAUGGGGAGGAACAUCAUUUGGGAACAUCGGUUCAUAUGAAUGGGCAGAGGAUCUCAAGAGAGUUCUUCAAAGAAAUGUUGUGGCUUACAUUAGCCUCCAUAAUCCGGUCAGAGGCAACUCAACUUUACACCCUGUUGCAUCCCCUUCUCUUCAGCAACUGGCAGCAGAGAGCCAGAGCUUCAACUGUGUGGAAAAGACUAGAUGUCCAGGGUCUAAUGUGAGUUCUGUGCAGAUACAGGGAGAUUCAGAUUAUUUCAUCAACCAUCUUGGAGUACCUGCCAUGCAGUUUUCUUAUGAGGACAUCAAAUCAUCAGAGAACCCUAGCUUUCUCUCUGAAGCUCUUUUUCCUGUACAUACAACAAAAACUGAAAAGCUGGAUCCCACCUUCAGCCUGCAUGAGACCAUUGCAAAGCUAACAGGACAAGUGACUUUGCAAAUUGCCAAUGAACCGGUUUUGCCAUUUAAUGCCCUCGACAUCGCGUUAGAAGUUCAGAACAGUCUUAAAGGUGAAGAAGUAGACAUUCCUCAGUUGCUUACAGUGGCAUCACAUCUGAGGGACACUGCAGAAUUGUUCCAAUCAGAUGAGAUGCGCCCAGCUAAUGACCCCAAGGAGCGAGCUCCUAUCAGAGUCAGGAUGCUCAAUGAUGUGCUACAAAGCUUGGAGAAAAGCUUCCUGGUUCAUCGAGUUCCUCCAGGACUUUACAGAAAUAUUCUUUACAGACUAGAUGAAAGGACAAGCCAGUUUUCAGUACUGCUAAAGGCACUGGAGCAGUGCAAACUACAUCAGUCAAAUGAGACCAUUCAAGCAGCCUUGUCAGAGGUGCUGAACAGCAUCAAUUCAGCUCAGGUUUACUUCAAAGCUGGACUUGAUGUGUUUGAGACUACCUUAGCUGGAAAGAAAUGAGAGGAUUCUCUGCAUUCUAAGAUGUUUGUUUACAACUUGCUAAACAAAAGUUCAACUUGGACCAGAAUUUCUCUGAGGAUGAAACCUUUCUCAGCUUUUCUUUCAGUUGGCGCUUAAAGGUACUGCAAUGCGUGUUUUUAUCAACAUAAAACAGUCUUUUGCACUGUUCACAGUACAUCUCAAAUGUCUGUCUCUGAAUGUAUAAAAUGUAAUGAGAGGUAAUAACACUUAAGAUAUGAUUUUUGGAGGGACAUCUGCUGUAUUUUUAUAUGUAAAAUAUAUUUUUAUGACUAAGAGCUCGAUCUUGCAAAGUACUGAGCACGUCUUGCAAUAUGCUGAAGACCUGGUUCUGAGGCACCCCAGAUGUAUACCCAGGUGAGCUUUCCAUGCCUACUCUGUCAGAAUAAUGUGACUUAAAUAUACUCUUGUGUUUCUUAACUUCCUCAGCAAACUCAUCUUCUUCCUUACUCCUUUCAGAGUAAGUAGUUGAAGCUGGCAUUUCCUUGGGUAUCCAGCACCAGAGUUAAUCAGGAAAUGUACAAAACACCUUACUGGGGCAAUCCAACAUCUUUACUCCUGUGGAACAAGAAAUACCUCAAUUCUGAGAAUACAGAUAAACUUUGAUUAUCCCAUUUCUGUAUGAAAAAGAGUUGUUUUCUCUGGUAAUUCUUGGAGAGAAAAAUUUUGUGAUUAUUUCAAAUUAUUUGAAAGUUUGAAUCAGUAGUUUUACUUGUAUGAAAAUACUUUGAAUCAUUAUGUUAAAUAAAAGGACUACCUAGUCUUAUAAGGCUACAGGCCUUAGAAGCUUAUACAUUACCAAAACAGCCCAGUGCAAGGUCUCCCUAGUUUUCCAGAGAGCAGUAAAGGAAAACAAGACCUCAGAGUUCUGGGAGCAUGUUUGGGAUUCCACCACUUGGCUACACCACCCAUUAUUCCAGGCUUGAUCAUUCCAUCAGCAGUGCCUGGCAUGUAGGACAUGGAUUAUUGUCAAAAAAGCACAAGGAAGACAUAAAUUCAUUCCCAACAGUAGAACCAGAAAUUCACCUCUGAAGGCACAAGCUGAUGAAGUGUAUUGCAGGGCUAAAACUCAAAUCUGUUUUGCAUUGGUGGAAGCCCUGUACAAAGACUGUAAUCACACUAUUACUUCAUUGGCCUGAAGUCAUCUGCGAAUGAAAGGAUCACAAGGUUCAAUGUCCUAACCUCUGAGGGGAUCAUAUACACACAUGAGAACUGCAGGUCUUGAUACUAUAAACAGUUAAAAUUGUUAAGCCCUAUUGGGUUUAGAGUUUUACAGUCUCAGAUGAUUCUGGGGUUAGAGGGUAAAAAAUUAAUUUUAUAUAGAUACUUAGAAUUGAAAUAUAAUUUAUUUGAUGGAAAUGUUAAACGUAUUGUUACCCAGUUUGCCAUGGAAACAGUACAGAAACAUUUCAGGUUGCAAUAAAAAAGGAAAAAGUAUCUGUAGUAAUGUAAAAAAAUUGCCUGCUGGAAAAUUUCAAAAGUGCACAAUUUGUUGAAGGACUUUUUGAAGUGUGUGUUCACAUAACAAGAAAUGGGAGUUGUUUACAGAUCUGGGUUUCUAUUUCCAAAAGUCCUUGGCAAAUGGGCCUCUAUUAGCAAUGACUCCGGAAUAGGUGCAUACAGCUAUGCUGUUGCUACAUUUCGUUGCAAGUUAUUGUCACAGUGUGGGCAAAAGUAUCCCAGGUCUAACCAGAGGCAGGGCUAUGCAGUUGUACAGCUAUAACUGAUGUGGGAGUAUGUUCAACAUCAGUCAGUGUGACUGUAUGAACUUAGACAUGAUUAUCUCCUAUCUUUACUUGGCAUCUGAUAAGCAAGAGUAUAUGAUUAUUCUUUUGCUAAUGCUGGUACCAGUUCUGUUAACUGUGGAGAGAAUUUGACUUCUGAAGAGUAAAGUUUUUUCUGAUACUAGAAUGGUGGUUCAUACCCUUGUUUCUGUAGUUUUUACUAUUGUAAUAUUUAAGUGGUUGGAAUAGCUACAUUUGAGUCGUACGUUUUGUUUGGUGACAAUAUUUGGAGUGUGCACACUACAUUUGAAUUGUGUUUUCUAAUGGGGACCGCUCUUCUAACUAUUUAGUAACACAUUUUCUUUAGAGUGCUGACUUGCUGUGGAGCCAGUAUUCUAUGGUCUUAAAUGAUACAGGGUCAGGUGCCAUUAAGAAACUAAAAAUAGAGAUUAACACUUCUUUUAACUGCCAGGUAAAUUUCUUAAAUGUUUCCUCAGUCUUAGUAUGUAUGUUCCACCAAAACCACCUCUAAUGUAACCAAAGUGUACUCAUGCAAAACCGGUGAAAUCUGUUGGGAGUAGUAUCCCUCAUGUGUGAUUGCUCAGCUGUGUAAUUCCUCACUAAAACAUUUAUCUUGUUUUCUCACUAAUGUCCUUCUAUGACCACUUCUAAAAUGGCAGACUUCAAAGUACUCCACCAUAAAAAGCACUGCUACUAUAAAUUCCUGUCUAUUCUAGAGAUGAUCAUAAAUUCUUUUUGGAGUGAUGAAUCAGAUGAGCUAUUUAGGGACUUAAAUGCAUUGAUUUCAAUGUCAUCUCACUUCUAGAUCUCUAGGCUUUUAUUUCAAAAGUUCCAGUCUUCUGUAUAAGUGAGUGCUCAGUGAUAAUAUUUGUACCAUUACAGCUUUGGAAAAGGCACUUUUGAGCCAUAUGCUUCCAUUGAUUUUUAAAUCCUACCUAUUGACUUCAAAGAAUUUAUAGCAAGUUAAGGUCCUAAAUACCUGAUGUGUUUCUAAUGUAGAAUUUUUGCCCAGCCAGAUGUAGAACAUGAGCUAAAUCCUUUAGUAAGGUGUUAGUAAAUCACAGUAGCUUACCUGGAUUGAAUUAAUUCCUGUAUUGUGUUGAAAUAAAUUGAGCACCCUUAAAGGCAGAAGUAUGUUUGCAAAUUGCCUGAAUGAUAUUAAAAAUUUGUUACCUUUUCAACUUUGAAACAUCAACUGCCAGAGACUGUAUAACAAAUGCAUUGAUUGCUAAGUAAUCUGAAGUCAUGCUCACAGUGACCAGAAAAUCCCUGCAGCUUGCAAUAUUUGUAUGUUGAGACAGUUGAUAAUAAAAAGCUAAUAAGAUUUUAUUAGUGCGUAUUUUAAAGAGUCCAUAAAGAAGUUAAAGUACAAUCAACUUAGAUGAAUAAUAAGUACAUGGGAGCUGGAUUUUGAGUACUAACCUUAAAAAAGGCAGUGAAUUGCUUUUAUCAUCCAAGAAAAACAGUAUCUGUACUAAUACGCAAACAUACAAAUAGGCAAAUGCCUUAUAUCUUCAAAACAUUGCGUAAAUGUAGAUGUAAAUAAUAAGUACAUGAGAAAAUCAGCAAACACUUUGCACUGUUUCACUUACCUUUAGAAAAGUAUUUCAGCCUAGAGGUAUAAAAAAAGACGCUUCAGCUGACCUCAGUUCUUGCAGCAGGAAGUGGGGAAAGGUUAAAUCUGUCAGGUAUCACAGAGGGGACCUCUGGAGGUCACCUAGUCCAGCUUCCCUGCUCAAGCAGGGUUACCUAGAGCCAGUUGCCCACAAGAGACAAGGUUCAGAUUACUUCUGAAUAGCUUCCAAGGAUGGAGAUCCCACAAGCUCUCUGGGCACCCUGUGCCAGUGCUUGGUCACUCUCACAGACAAAAAGUGUUUCCUUCUUCUAUAGAUAUAGGUUCUCCAAAUCUCUCCCUAUAUUUCUUAGUAGUUAAAUCAUUGUAAUUGGUUUAAUUGCAAACAUUCAAACGGUAACCAUCAUUUCAUUCAGUGAAAACUCUUGACCAAGCUCUCUAGGAUUUCACAGUUAAUAUCUUGGAAAGUUUGUAAAAGGAGUUUUGUCCUUCAAGGCAUGGGGUUUAUUUUUGAGUUAUACAGACUAAUGUCUUCAUCUUUUAAGGUCUUUCUGUAUGGUCACUGAUUCCCAGUCACAGGAUCCCUAUAUACGUUAAGAGAGUGAUUGAGAACAAAAGUUGCAUUAGAAAAUGCAGAGAGGAAAAAUACCCAUCAGCAUAUGUGUAGCUAUGUGCUGUGAACGAAUCUUAACCAAACUUCAGGAGCUCUAUGCAAUUCUAUGGCUUGUGUUAAGCAGAAAGUCAGGCAAGAUAAUCGUAUGGGACAUUCUGCCUUUAAAAGCUGUUAAUAUAUAUAAACAUAGUUAUGUCUGGGCCUGUAUUCUCAAGGGAGUAGUGAAGAGUUUCCUCAAAAGCCUUGUGUUACAAGCGGUUAUCUGUGUUAUUCAGAAAUGGGUACCUCUGACAUACAUUAUGGUUGCUAUCUCAGGAAACAAGCAUAGUGUGGAAGAUGUUCUUUUCCCCUUAGUGCUCGAUAGCAUUUUAGUAGUAUUCUGCCAGUCCCAAAAAGGUGAGCGAUAGGAAAGAAAUCUCAUUUUAAGAUGCCAGGGACCUGAAUUUUGAAAACAGUUAGCCUUAUGCAGCACUGUAAAUGUUCAAAACAUAGUAGGUGUCUUCUGUUGGAGCUCUGCAUCUACAAAACCUGGGAUAGACACCCCAGUAUGGCAAGUAAAUGUCUCAUAAAUAUAGAAUACACAGUUACUGUCCAUUAAAGGUAUUAUCAAUGAUAAAAAUUGCUUGCCUACAAGUGCACGGAUAGGAUUUCAUCACCCCAGGUAGUUUUUGGUGACAUCAGACUGUCUUUGCCACCAUCUUCUCCAACCCCCUGCUUUCUCUGCAUUCAGCUUUGCUCACAUCCUGAUGCCAUGUGAUGAUUUUCCCAUUCCUCACUACCUUUUUCUUUCUUUCUUUCUUUCUUUAUUUCCCACUAGUUUUUUGUCUCCAUUCUGGUUCCUUAUCACUACUUAGUCAUCCUAUUAACUUACCAACUACCGCUUCUUAGUCUCCCUUUUAAUUCACCAACCACCAAGUUAAUCCGUCCCUUUUCUCCGUCUGAUCUCAGUCACGCCUUUGUUCCCCAUCCAGUUCUCAACUCACCUCCCUUAAGUUCAGAUCCUUAUUCCUGGUACAGCUGACCAUAAUAAAGAGCUGAAAGUGGUAGAAAAGUCCUGCUCAGACCCAGAUGGAUUAAAUAUAAGGAGACAUAAUCUGUAAAUUUCAAAGUAGUAUCUUCUGGGUAUGUGCAAACAGCAAUUUUUCAAUUAUAGCUUGAUUGAAUGGAAGCAGAUUUUCUUGGGACAUGCAAAAUAUUUUUUCCUAUCUUCUUUCUCUCUAAUGUCUGUCUGGCCCAGGACGUUCCCUCAAAAAUAUGAGUGUAGACAGGUGAUAAUCUUGAAAGUUUUGAAAUAAUCUUUUAAAACUUGGAUGAAUAAGAAAUGAUAGACAAACUUAAUCAGAUAUGGUACUACCUACUACCUGCCUGCAAAAUAAUAUAAGUAGUAUGUAAGCACAUAAUUUUUACUGACCUUAUGCAUGCCAACCAGUACCUUUCAUUACAUAAUGGCUACAUGCAAAAGUUGUAUAUGUAAAUAUACUGCAUUGCUGUGUUUAAAAUUAUUGAGAAUGAUAAGGACUCAAGCCAUAUGCACAAACAUGUACUUGACCAUGCACACUUGAACCUAGGCAGUGCCUAGAUGCUACUCAUCUAGGAAGCAAAGGAUCUGAGAAUAUCUAGAUUAGACUGUAUGUUUGCUAAAAGUAUGGUGCUGUCAAGCCUAACUUUUUUUUUCCUAAUUUUAAUCCCAUUGCUGCUGGUUGCUUUUACUAUUGCUUGUUCACAUUCAUCAUAACUGGAGAAUAUGUGAACCUGCAGAUUUAGAUUCACUGUAGAUUUUGUUCCCCCUCAAGCUUACUGACUUGGUCUGUUUUUUUCAGUAGGAUUGACUUUACCAUGAUUGCUUAUCAGGGUAGUAUUCCACAUGAGUGAGGUCAGCAGAAUUCAGCCACUAUUUAUGGAAUUUCCCAAAAGAUUUGUUUAUUUGUGUUUAGUCUAAUCCCUUUACUCUCUCAAUAUAGAUUAUUAGAAGCAAGAUUUAUUUUUAUUUUUUUUAAAUGAGCAGGAGUCUCUUGAUCAAUGUUAAGUAAACCCACAGGGCAGAAUAUAAAUGUGUAUGUACAAGUGAUGUAUUACAGUCUAGAUUUAAUAGUUAUUUACAAAUGUUUGCAGACAUUGUCUUAUGAGCUUCAUAGACUGGAAUUAUUAGAAGGGCUUAAUUUAAGAAAUGUAAUCAGAAUAUAGGCAUGGAACAACUUAUUUUGCUACGUGAAAGUAUAUGUUUAGUCAUCCACUUAAUCCAUUUUGUUAAAAAAGAAUAGGGGUUUGUUCAAGCUACUUUUUCUUUGAUUUAUUUUCCAUCAAGCCUUUGAAAAUGAAGUCUUACUCUUUAUUUUUCUUUUAAAUGUGUGCUGCCUUUAGUGUUUAUGGAAAGCUUAUCAUGUGUUAAGAGUGUGACACCUUCUUGUCUGAUCAUUCCUGGAUUAUUUGAUAGAAUUAAAAGUGGUAUUUCAAAGCAUGGUCGUUGGAAGAAGGUCCUUUACUGACCUGUUAAUGUAUAUGAUAUUGUGUGCUUGAGUGGCUGCCUUUACCACAGAGUGGUACGCAUAUGCAAUAUGAUGCUUUGAAGCACUAAGUUCAAACAAAGUACGUUUUAAUAGUAUUGCAGAGACCUGCUAAUUUUCCCCCAUUUGAAACUGUUCUCUCCUGAGCAUACUGGUGAUAUAGUAAUGUAAUAAUACCAAGUGCUCUUAGCACCUGCUGCGAGCUCUUACUACAGGUGGCAUGUUAGGGGGUUGUCUGCGCUGUCAGUGUAUUUCCACAGUUUUUCAUUAGUGUCUUUUGUAGCCCCGCUUAGCUUUUCUGUAGCAGAGUCCUGAUCACCAAGGUGAGAUGGAUAGGUCUCAUUGAUGUGUCAGCUUGCUACAGAAACUGUUGCCCCCUGUCCUUAAAAAGUUAUAUAAUGCUUGGUAAGUGCUUCCCAAACUUCUGGUGUUUUCAGUCUGUGUACUGAGGAUUCUGAAAAAAGGACUGGCCACUGGCUUGUUUUUUUCAUGCAGUCUCAUUUCCUGUUCUCAACAGCUGAAACAUGUUGUAAUCUUAUGAAUCCACUGGAGAAGAAAUAAGGGUAUGCUUAAUAUUUCAUACUUAAAGCAGAUCAGAUGAACACAAAUUCUCUUUGUUUUCCGCUUGCAGUUUAUGCAAGUUAAUAUGCAACAUGCUUUUGCCACAUAUAUUAUGGUUUGGUAUUCUGACACAAAUGGAAAACAAGUGUGAUUCCAUAUCCAGAGGAAGUAUAAUGAAUUCAGGGAACACUUCGCAUUCAAGUAUCUUAACCGUUUGCAUACAGUGAGAAAACAUGCAAGUUACAGUGCUUGCAACAGAUACUUUAAGGGGUUUAGUACAGAUCUGGAAAAUAACAUUCUUCUGUAUAAGGCCAGAUUUUAGCAUUGCAUUCGUACCUGGCUGCAUGUUAAUGUAUGUCUUCAUUGUUGUACCUUUGAGGAUUAGCACUCAAAUGUUGUUAUCAGUGAUCAUGUUAGUCUCGAUACAUACUAUUAUUUUUAUGUCACAUAACACCUUACAGAGUUUACCUAAUCAGAUGGAAUAUGCAAGUAUUUCUGCCUUUUGUAUGCAAAAGAGUAGCUGUCAAGUUGUGUUAUCUUUGUCAAGCUGUGAUAUAGAAUGUGAGACGCCUGAAUGAUGACCCCUUCAUCCCACCUACUUCUAAAUUUUCAUGUAGUAAAAUCAAGUUCCCACAACUGAUAGCUGUUCAAUUCAGAAUAUUAAGUAACUAGGGUUUUGGACCAUGCAGUAAUAUAAACUUGAUACAGUGACUCCUGGAAACCAAUAAAUAUCAUUUUAAGUGGAAAUGUGCAAUUAAAGGUUGAUUUUUAUAACACAUUAUAGAAUGUUGUCUGAAUAAAAUAGCUUAUUUGCAAAAUUAGUUUACUUUGUAUCAAUUUGUGCUUUUAUAACAUAGUGUAAUGAAAAGGUAACAUUGGCCAUUAAUGCAAGUAGAUUCUACGUACUUUGAUUAAGAAGCACAUUUUACUUGUUUCUACUACGAAUAUGAUUUUUGCAGUCCGUGAGAGAGUUAAUACAGAAGGCUCUGUGAACUGCAAUUCAGUAAUAGACAUUUUGUGAAAGUGGUUGUGAAUUAGACAACGUUUUUUCCAUAGUUACAUUUUUCCUAGAAAUUAAACUGGAAUAUGAAGAUGUGUAUAAUGUAAAAUGCACUGAAUGAUUUGGAAUUAUAUUCAUUUGCUUUUUUGUUGGUUUUGCUUUCUUUUUUUAAUUGGUUCUGCCAAUGAGCUGUAACAUAUGCCUCUCAAGCUGCUGAUUCAGUUACAUGGAUCCCAGGGCAUUAAAACAUAAUGGAAAGAAGGAAAAAAAAAAAGAGGAAGAAAAAAAAAAAUAGCUAGGCAGAACCUCAGAGCCUGGGAUGUGAUAAUUUGCUGACAGGUAAAUUUUGAAUUACCAACUUUUUUAGGUGCUGGCAUAUAGAAAGCCCAGAUAUGCAGAUAAUUGGUCUUUCAGGUAGGAAGAAAUGGUCCCUGUAUGUUUUUGAGAUUCAAGAAUUUGAAAAGUAGUCAGAGACUUUGGAACAAACUCAGAGUACUUAGGAUGAGACUCUUUGGGAGGAAAAGACAAACCACUGAACAACCUUUAAUGCUAUCUAAGGAAAGAGACCAGUCAGUUCUGAAAAUACUGAUGAUAUUGUAAUAUUCAGAUUAUAUGUAAUUCAUAUCGUCAGGCUUUUUCCUGUAGUUCAGAGGUCCUGAAAUUAUAAGGUAGUUGUUAUCUCAUUAAAAUAUGCAUUCUGUGUUUUGCUUGUGGUAUAUGAGAACUUGGAGGCUUUACUGUACUUAGAAAGCACUUGAGAGGUGUGAUGCAGUAGUUUCAUUGUAAAUGAAUAUGUAUUUCCAAAUUGUAUUUCCAUUUUGUGUAGGGGUUUUUUUGAAACUGCUUUCCUGUGCAUCAUAUUAAAUGGAAAAAUAAAAAGGAUACCAUGUUAAUAUUUUUAA